This is a messenger RNA of Podarcis lilfordi (Lilford's wall lizard), 1277 nucleotides long. Lineage: Eukaryota; Metazoa; Chordata; Lepidosauria; Squamata; Lacertidae. The record is from the annotation of a GenBank genome assembly.
AUGCCACGAGCACAGUGGCAAAGAAGCACAUCCCUGAGCGGCCGCUUCCUUGGCUCUCGGCCGAAGGCACCGCGCGCGGGGCGGAAGGGGCCGGGGGAAACUUGCUUGCCCCGGGAGCGCAACUCCGCGCAACCUCCCCUCCCUCCCGGGGCGCGCGCGGAGGGAGACGGGGCAGCGGGAGCCCUUCCCGGCCGCUCGGGCCUCCUGCAGCGGCGGCGGCGGCGGCGGCGGGCCGGGCUGGGGUCGGCCAGGCCGGGACGCGCGGCGGCCGCCCUCCGGCUUCGCCCCUCCCGCGGGGCUGGAGCUCGCCCUGGGCUCGCCGGGCGGCGCGCUCGCUCCCUCGCUCGCUCGCUCGCAGUGCGCAGUGCCUCUGCAGCGGCGGCGGCGGCGGCGGCGGCUCGUGGUCGCGCUCUUUCCGCGGGGCUCCCGCCGGAGGAUGGUGUCCGUAGCCCGGCAGCCCUCGGCGGGCCGCGGGGCGGGUCCGUAGCUGGUGCGGGGUGGUGCCCUCCGCCGCGAUCGGGAGCCGGAGGCGCCGGGCGCCGGGCGCCGCGCCAAGCGCCCGCGCGCCCCUCUUCCUCUCGCUCUCCAUGGACGGGGGAGCGGGGGGCGGCCCGGGGGCGCCCGGCGCCGAGAGCCCCAACCGGGCCGUGGAGUACCUGCUGGAGCUCAACAACAUCAUCGAGAACCAGCAGAAGCUGCUGGAGACGCAGCGGCGCCGGAUCGAGGAGCUGGAGGGGCAGCUGGAGCAGCUGAGCCAGGAGAACCGGGACCUGCGCGACGGCGAGAGGGACCGAGAGCGGCACCGCGACCGCGACCGCGACGGGCAGUACCACCCCAAGGAGAGAGAGAGCCACUACCAGACCCGCGCCGAGCGCGACGGGCAGUACCCGAACCGGGAGAGCCGCACGGAGCGGGAUGGGCAGUACCCCAGCCGCGCAGACCGCGAGAGCCAGUACCAAAGCCGGGCGGACCGGGAAGGGCAGAACCCCUAUCCGAACCGGGACAAGGAGCGCGAGCUACAGCACUAUGGAAACCGGGACGGCGGGCAGUACCCGAGCCGGGAGAGCCACUACCGGGAAGCCUGCCAGCUGCAUCGAGAGCGGCCCCCGCAGUGCCACCCCGCGCGCGAGAAGGAGCACGAGUACCCCCGGCCCCCCCGGGAGCGGGAGAGGGGGCAGCUGAGCCGGGGGGCGUCGCGGAGCUCCAGCCCGGGAGCCGGAGGGGGCCACAGCACCAGCGCCAGCACCAGCCCAGCCACCACGCUGCAGAGAAAGUAA